AUAUUCUGACACAGGCCAAUCGCCCCCCUCUCCAGUCACCUGAUUCUGAUACUGCCAUUUUGCGCGGAGCGUCCGACUGUUAACUAUAGGAAAUUGGAAUUGUUGCUUCAUCAAAGAUGUCAUCGACGAGAUGCUGAAUUUCCACGUCUAGGAGGACCUCCGCUCCAUCUGGGAUAUCCGUCUGAAUAUUCCCCCUGUCCGUGGCGCAUGCAUUCAUUCACGUUGACGCGCUGAAGGAAUUUGGAAAAUGAUGCUCGGUAUCAAAUUCCGUGAUGCACCGACUCCGCGCAUGCAAUGAAUCAAGGCGAGAUUUUCCGCGGCUAGAAUUAUCGAUUUCACUCCAAUCGAACCGGGUUCGCUCCGUUUUCGUCCGUUCAAGCAGCAAUUACAUGGUUAACCGGCAACACCGGAGGCUAGCGAGUAACACGGUGUCCCUUUUCUUUUGCGCGUGCUGAACGGUAGGCCUAUUUAAAUAACGAUCUGUCAUUAUAUUGCCAUCGUUUCAGCGCGCGGUGAUUGCCGUUAUCUGAAUGUCAGAGCAUCCUCGCCCGUGUCCGGUUCGCAUCAGGGUAGCGCUCUCCGCAAGACCGACUCAAGCCACGGAGCAGGCUCCCACACACCCCUGCAGUGAAUAGAUCUGUUUUGAGAGACGAUUUAUUGAAAAUCGUAAUAUGUCGGGACAGUCCAUCACGGACCGGAUCGCCGCGGCUCAGCACAGCAUGACCGGAUCUGCGAUCAGCAAAGCCGUGUGCAAGGCCACGACGCACGAAGUCAGCGCGCCCAAGAAGAAGCACCUUGAUUAUCUAAUGCACUGCACCAAUGAUGUGAACGUGAAUAUACCUCACUUGGCUGACACAUUGUUUGAGAGGACAGCAAAUCAAAGCUGGGUGGUGGUCUUUAAAGCUCUCAUAACUACACACCACCUCAUGAUGUACGGCAAUGAGAGGUUUAUCCAGUACCUUGCAUCAAGAAGCACACUCUUUAACUUGAAUAAUUUCGUAGAUAAAGGCGCAUUACAAGGUUAUGAUAUGUCCAUCUACAUUAGACGCUACAGCAGGUAUCUGACCGAAAGGGCUCUGUCCUACAGACUCGUCGCAGCUGAUUUCACCAAGAUGAAGAGAGGGACUGAUGGAGUGAUGCGCACCAUGAGCAUAGAGAAGCUGAUGAAGACUCUACCUAUCACUCAGAAUCAGCUCGAUGCCCUUUUGGACUUUGAGGCCAGCUCUACUGAACUGACCAAUGGAGUGAUCAAUUGUGCCUUCACGCUGCUCUUCAAGGACUCGAUCCGCAUCUUUGCUGCUUACAAUGAGGGAGUCAUUAAUCUGCUAGAGAAAUAUUUUAAUAUGAAGAAGAAUCAGUGCAAAGAGGCGCUGGAAAUAUACAAGAGGUUUCUCGUCAGGAUGACCAAGCUCUCCGAGUUUCUCAAGGUGGCCGAGCAAGUUGGAAUUGAUCAGGUUGACAUCCCAGAUCUCUCACAGACUUUUAGGAUAGGGGCCUCAAGAAACUUACUCCAUACCCGCGCACUCCCAAGGAAUCAGAUGUGCUGUUUUGCAUUUUCUGUUGUCGCCAGAGGCUCCCAGCAGUCUCUUAGAAGCUCUCGAACAACAUCUGGCUUCUCUGGAGGGAAAGAAAAUGAAAGACGCCUCUACUGUCAGCAGGUACUUGAAUUCAUCAUGGGAUUCGCUGUACGGGUCAAUGACAAAUAUGUCGGGAUGAUGAAGAUGAUAAAAAAGGAGCACUUUCCUUUUACUGCAUUUAAAGUCCGCUCUGACCUGGAGAAUCAUAUUUUAUAUGUUUAAUUUUUUUUGGAUGUU
Danio rerio (zebrafish) is the source of this 1814-nucleotide messenger RNA. NCBI's taxonomy places the organism in Eukaryota, Metazoa, Chordata, Actinopteri, Cypriniformes, Danionidae. The record is from RefSeq and is a predicted model, not a curated record.